AUGGUUCCAUCUGAGAUUGUGUUUACGCCUCUAGGCUUCGCGACUUGUGUGAUUCUGCUUGUACUUUCGCUACUAUGGCGGAGUCAAAGUAAUAAGCGCAGCAUCCUCCCUCAAGUUCACGAUGAGAAACAAAAAGUAUCAUCCAUACCGUUCAAAACACCAUUGCCUAGACCAGCGGAAGGCUACAAGUUGGAGCUUACAGAUCCCAAACUAUACCGGCCGUUCCGCCAUGGUCCAAACUUCGUUACUAUGGGCAUUCGAAAGAUGCAUUGGAACGAAUGGAUUGAGAUGGAUUCAAAUUUCAUCCCUUAUCAUGACGCCAAGGUACGCGAGCUUGAGAAGGAUGUUGCAUCUCGUGUGCAAUAUGUCGAUAACGAAGUCACACGACUAGCCUGCUUUGAGGUUCUGGAAGAGUUGACACAGUAUCUCACACAUCGCUACCCGGAAGUCUUUCAAUUGCACGGCAACAUCCUCCGUAACACGAUUACCGCUGAGGAGUUUCAAUAUCCGGCAUCAACACCAAGGGAGGCUAUGGUCACAGCAGCAAAGCUUGUGCAGGACGAUCUUGUAGUUAUGGUACUUAACGACGAUGGUCACUACCACAUAGAUGCCGGAGCGGUCUGCUUACCUGGCUUCUGGCGUUUGACUGAGAAGUACCGCAUGUCGCUCGACGAGCUUCACAUCGAAGCUGGGUUCUUCAUCCAGCUCGAUGACGGUCUGGCGUGGUCCCACCGUAUGGGCGACCAAAACUCCAAUACAGUUGCCUCGUGGGCUACCGCCAAUUCCGAAGGUCUUCGUGUUGAAGAUAUCCACUUCCGCUCGGAAAGGCAAUCGCUUCGACGUCUUCCGAAGUCUAAAGCCCUACUCUUUACCAUCCGAACAUACUUCGAGCCGGUUACUACUAUCGCGAAAGAGCCGCAUGUUCCAGGACGGCUGGCAGAGGCGAUCAGGAGUUGGGAUGAAACUGUCAGCUACUACAAGGGAAGAGAACAUUGGGAAGGAUUGCUCCUUCCAUAUCUAGAUGAAGAACAUAAGAAGCAGGUUGAUGGUGGGGCAUUGGAGAAACCGGAAGGUGAAUUUCCCUUCUGA
This is a messenger RNA of Alternaria arborescens, 1089 nucleotides long. RefSeq lists its product as hypothetical. The record is from RefSeq and is a predicted model, not a curated record. The transcript is spliced from 3 exons. Bases 1 to 1089 code for a protein of 362 amino acids. NCBI's taxonomy places the organism in Eukaryota, Fungi, Ascomycota, Dothideomycetes, Pleosporales, Pleosporaceae.